This is a messenger RNA of Rotaria sordida, 669 nucleotides long. The record is from the annotation of a GenBank genome assembly. Lineage: Eukaryota; Metazoa; Rotifera; Eurotatoria; Philodinida; Philodinidae.
AUGCAUCGUCAUAGAGUCAUGUACAAUAAUGUUCAUUCAUAUUAUCAUCCUUUUUCUUAUUGUCAUCAUGGAAUUAAUGUUUGUUCACCAUAUGACAUUGCAGAAUCAUUACCAAUAGCAGAUAUGAAUAUUUGUGUUCCACAAUAUUGUCAAGACUAUGCUUAUCAACGAGGUAUUUCACAUGUUGAUUAUCCAUAUUAUAAUUGUGUUCCACGUAUUGUUUCACGACCAGUUCUACCACCACUACCACCAAUAGCUCUAACAAAUGUUCAAAAUGAUUUUUAUUAUUUAGUAGAUGAUCCCGAUAACAUGUAUGAUGAUGAUCAUGGAAAUACUUAUAGAUUAUCUCGAUCUAAAGUUCAGCUUGUUGAUAUACCUCCAGAAAAAUAUAUACGAACAAGUCCUAAGCGUUUAGUUGCAUCAAAACAUCAACGAAAUGAUGAACCAUCAGAACGAAUUAUUAUACCGCGUUCAACUGUUGUACGACACAAAUCACUUCCUGCAUAUGUAAGGCCUAAACCUGUACGAUUAGUACCAUUAUAUCAUUCAGCAGAUCCUCAAUAUCUUGCAUCAAAACGAAGAUCAAUGGCUAAAAAAUUGGUUCCACUUACAACUGUUUCACAUAGUCCACAAAAGAGAACCAUUAAAGUACGCUCAUUAUCACCAUAA